Messenger RNA from Rodentolepis nana, 2694 nucleotides. The record is from the annotation of a GenBank genome assembly. NCBI's taxonomy places the organism in Eukaryota, Metazoa, Platyhelminthes, Cestoda, Cyclophyllidea, Hymenolepididae.
GUUCAGCAUCUUAUCGAUCCUACCUCUCUUGGCUCCUCUACCGAUGACGAAGUUGAUCAGAAUGGAACGCUUAUGGGGGACUCGUCCGCCUUCUCAACACCCACUAGACAUGACCAUUUUCAUCACACCGCUAACACAAACUCCUCAUCUCCCAUCCUACCCGAUCUUGUUCAUACUCUCAUCCAUCGGCUCUUGCCCUCAGCACGUCAACGAGUUUGUAUCUAUUCAGCUGGGGUAGCUGGUGAUAUUUGUCAAGGCAAUGCGGCAUUUAUGAAGAUUCUUUUCAGUUUACUUCUCCUGCACUCCUCGUCGGCUGACUCUCACAAUUCCGGCACCCUGAUUGAGGAUGCUGUUCGACAGGCCUCUUUAAUCAGACCCGAGCAAAGCAAUUCCUCAGCCAUGGAGGUAUUGGCUGCUCUUGAGCCUUUCAUUUAUCGUUUUUUCGACGAAGAUGAGGAAGACGAUGAAGAGGAAUUCGAUUCUUAUCCCUCUUUCAGUGGUGAAGUUAAAAACAACAAUGUGCCGUUAGCUUCUGCAGAGCGAUUACUCCGAUUUAAAAUUCUAUCUUUUAACCUAACCCCACAACAACGCCAACUCCAUGACCAACUUCUGCUCGGUAGGGCCUGUACACGUGCUUCCAGAUCAGGUCACCUCUGUGACCUUUUGACCUGUCUCUCAAAGGGAGUUCGUCUUUGUUUGCACCCAUGGCUCCUCGUUGAUAGCGAUGAGGCUGAACAUUGGCUAGCUCAGGACCGAGAACCCUCUCCCUAUCCCCCAUGUCCUCUAAUACGAUUUGACACUCCUUCAGGUCUCCUCGCAGCAUUGCAUAAAGAAAGUGCUGAAAAAUCUCUUCCUAUCCCACUGCUCUCCACGACCCUUCAAGAGAAGACUCAUAUUCGAAAACGAAUCGUGGAGUUGCUUCCUUCCUCAGAGCAUUUGAAAAGCGCUUUGGCGAGUCCGAGAACCAGCGCCGCAUCGGUGCAACUUGGAAAGAGGCGAGGGGGAGCAGCUUCAAUUGACAAUAGUGGUUCACAGCUACCGAAGAAAAGGGCAAAAAUGGAAGGAGUUGAUGCCGUUGAAGAACAAUGUGAUGCUUUUAUCACGGAAGAAAUCUAUCGAAAUGUUCUCUUGGAAGAAGGAAAAUCAUCUUUUAAAGCCAAAAACGAUUUUAGCAUUGCUUCGAAAGUUACUGAACUCGAAUCUCUUCCUUCUGUUCCUUCCAAGAUUGCAAUCGCUGAUCAGUCUACCCUAUUUAAUCCCACUACCGAUGGCAAAACUCUUCUACAAAUCUGUGAAUUACGGUGUCGACACACCCGACUUGAGUUGGAAGACAAAGCAGAUUGGUGUAGUUCCUCUACAAUGGACUACAUUCAACAAUAUUCCCGAAUUCCAUCCCUCUUUCCUUCAGGCAUUCAUGUUUUUCCCGUCCUUCCGUUCAUCGAUUCGCCCACCUCGUCCACAUCCAAUGCGCUAUGUCGAGUGGUAUCUGACUGGUUUGAUCAUCUAAAUUCAUCCAGUUCAUCGUACAGUGUGCUAUGUACUCGUGAUAAGGCUGUUGGUUUACCGGUUCACCUAACAGAAGUUUCUCCGGAAUCUCUCCCGGAAGCUCUGGGCCCUGUAAUCGAUCGAUUAUAUCCUUUUUUGCCUCUUUCUCGGUGGAUUUCUCCUCACACUACACCCCAUCGUCUUCCCCAAUUCCUUGCCGCUUCUGGUAAAAUUCAACGACUUCGAGAUCUUCUCUUAGAUUUCGUUCGAUCUUCAUCCGAGACUGAGUCAAAUCAAUCCUCCACUACCACCGCUCCCAUCUCCCGACCUCGGGUUAUUUUCAUUAUGAGCCACUACACCGCUUUCCUUGACCUACUGACCACCUGGCUCUCAGUUGAUCCAGCUUUCUCCUGUCUUACUCGAAUUCGAGCGCCGAUCGAUCAUUUAGAUGCUUCCAGUAGAGGGCAGUGGUGUGGUGAAGAUAUGGCCUAUUACUCCAACGAUAUUGGUGCUGGGUGGAUAGAGCUAGUGAAUGAUUGGCCUUGUGGUACCAGAGGACCGUUAAUUGUGUUAAUGCAUGGCAGGGCUCAUUUCCUAUCGGUUGCAGGGUUGAAAGCUGGUCCGGAUACAAGAGUAGUUCUCUGCGAUGCGGAUUGGCGGCAAGAAGUUCACGCUCUGGUGAAGUCAAAGUUGCGUUGCUAUUCAAUUAAUGGACUGGUUGACGUCCCACCUCAAGUUCGCUACAAUAACAGCUCCUCCUCUCAUCGUCUUCCAGUCUACCGUCUCGUUUCCGAAUGGGACAGUGGUGAGAGUAUGGAAGCACGUCUUCUUAACUCCUCCGCCAUCCACCUUCUUCCUGAUUCGGUCUUCAAGACAGUCGCGAACACGUCCUCAAAUUCAUUUGAUGCAGAUGUUACUAUCGGUUCUAGAUCUCGUCUUAGUGCUACCUCUGGCAUCGUUUCUCCACUCGCUUCGUCAACAUCUUCAAGGGUGCAACCAAAUGUUGUGAAGGAGCUCUUUUUCAAGUUGCGUCGUCGUGCACAAUGGAGGGCGGCAGGUGGAGAGGCGUCUACUGGAAUACCGAUGCCGUCAAUGGAAUCUGAUGGAGGAGAAGAGGAAGUGACUACACAGGAUGAGGAAUCCGACAAUGCGUCACUGUUUCAUAAUCGGGAACCUGUUCAGAAACAGAUGGUAAGAUGUUUUACUUAA